CAUCGUCCACGUGCAACAAGCAACGCCUAGCAAUGGACCGGGGAAGGUUCGUUCUACGUUGACAGAAACAUGGAAAUCCGGCAGCUUCUACGACAAAAUCAAGGAGAAUGUAGUUCUCGGUCUGCAUAUGUUCGUGAUACUGGAUAUACAGGUCAAGAGCGACUUCGGAAAAUCAACGAAGCCCACGCUGUACACUAGGUCAAGAUGACAAGCUGUCUCUCAACUCAGAGAUCGAGUCUCUAGAGCGGGACUUACAGUCACACUUUCUCUCGCUUAAUGACUUCAUCACCUCGAGGUUGAGUAUGCUCAAGAUUUUGCUAUUGAUCUCGAGUACGAUCUAUGGCGUUUUGGAUUUAUGGGCAGCAGCUUCUCAGCGGAGUCAACACUACAGAACAUCCUUUGCCAUGGGUAGGGUAUACGACGUCGAGGUCGAAUGUGAAUUAUAUCACCAUAUGAUGAAUGAAGCGUCAGAAAUUGCACACGAGAAAAAAAACUACCUUGUAUGUAUAGCUACAGGGGAGCUAGUGACUUUAAAUCAUCGGAAUGACCUCUCGCACAUACUGCUUUAUACCAAUCUAAGAACAGGUUUUCAAGCAUUUCCCGCUUUGAAUGGGUUAAGUGGCCAUAGUCAACAAUGCGCAAGAAACUGCUCUAUAGGUGCGGCGAAAAGGCAGUAUUAGGCUGCACGCCCCGAAAGAUGUCCUACAUGAUUGU
Molecule: messenger RNA, 714 nt
Organism: Guyanagaster necrorhizus
Lineage: Eukaryota; Fungi; Basidiomycota; Agaricomycetes; Agaricales; Physalacriaceae
Exons: 3
Coding region: 303-680 (125 amino acids)
Source: RefSeq, a predicted model, not a curated record